This is a messenger RNA of Cataglyphis hispanica, 1208 nucleotides long. RefSeq names its product omega-amidase NIT2. The transcript has 6 exons. Gene Ontology annotation, biological process: L-glutamine metabolic process; oxaloacetate metabolic process. Gene Ontology annotation, cellular component: mitochondrion. Lineage: Eukaryota; Metazoa; Arthropoda; Insecta; Hymenoptera; Formicidae. The coding region runs from base 105 to 983 and encodes 292 amino acids. The record is from RefSeq and is a predicted model, not a curated record. Gene Ontology annotation, molecular function: omega-amidase activity.
AUUAUAUGCGUGAUAAGAGGAAAAUCUUGCUUUCGUAGAAAAUACUCUCGAUUUUCCUUACGUCAUAGAGAUAUAAUAAAGAAACCUAACCUAAUUUAAAUAUCAUGUUGCGUACGAGAACCGUGCUUCGCGGAAUAAGAACGAUGACAACAUUGCGUUUGGCGUUGGUACAACUGACCGUAGGCGACGACAAGCCGACGAACGUUUCGCGAGCCGUGUCCUUCAUUGAGCGCGCGAAACAGCAGGAGUGUGCCGAUAUCGUGGUGUUACCGGAAUGUUUCAACUCACCGUAUGGAACAUCUCAUUUCGCGAAAUAUGCUGAGAGCAUUCCCGAUGGCGAGACAAGUGUAGUUUUGUCCGAGACGGCGAGAAAAAACAAUGUAUACGUGAUCGCUGGUACAAUACCGGAGAGAGAUAAUGAGAAGUUGUACAAUACUUGUACCAUAUGGGCACCCGAUGGAAAGCUCGUGGCCAAGCACAGGAAGAUGCACUUGUUCGAUAUCGACAUUAAAGACAAGAUUACCUUUCGCGAAAGUGAUUCAUUGUCGCCCGGCAAUUCCCUUACAAUCUUGGAAGCGAAAGGUUGCAAGAUCGGUAUCGGCAUUUGUUAUGACAUCAGAUUUGAGGAAAUGGCACGUCUAUACAGAAAUAGAGGUUGUCAGAUGUUGAUAUAUCCGGCGGCAUUUAAUAUGACCACUGGCCCGCUGCAUUGGUCGUUGCUACAGCGUGCCAGAGCAAAUGACAAUCAAUUAUAUGUAGCCUGCGUAUCGGUGGCACGUGGAUCACCGCCUGGAUACGUUGCUUGGGGGCAUACUCAGUUAACUAACCCUUGGGGAGAAAUCCUUGACGAGUUGGAUGCCGACGAAGGCAUGUUAGUCUCUGAUAUAGAUCUGAAAGUCGUGGACGAAGUCAGAGCGCAAAUCCCGACGUUCAAUCAACGACGUACAGAUUUGUAUGAUACUAUGUGGAAAGGGGAAGAUUAGGAAGAUGUUGUAACGUAUGGUGAUAUAUCGUUUACGCACCAUUAAGCAAUUUUGCAUGACAAGCUAUAACGGCGAACGAUCUAAAUUUCAUACUCGGAUACAUCCCGUCGAUAAACCUUUCGCAUCGAGGUCACACACGAUACUAGAAGAGAGACACGCGACAUAUAUAUCGUAGGUAAGUAUAAUCAUCGGUUUCUGUAUGAAUAAACUUUAUAUUCUUCAAUA